Molecule: messenger RNA, 5807 nt
Organism: Protopterus annectens (West African lungfish)
Lineage: Eukaryota; Metazoa; Chordata; Ceratodontiformes; Protopteridae
Gene: SHISA8
Product: shisa family member 8
Exons: 6
Coding region: 926-2089 (387 amino acids)
Biological process (GO): regulation of short-term neuronal synaptic plasticity; regulation of AMPA receptor activity
Cellular component (GO): dendritic spine membrane; AMPA glutamate receptor complex; postsynaptic density
Source: RefSeq, a predicted model, not a curated record
CAGAGACAGAAGAGCUUCUUAGAGCAGCUAGGAGCUAGCAGUUGUGUAAUAACUAAGUGAACUGUGAAAUGUGCAGACUAACAAAGCAAGACAGAGAUUCGGUAUCACUUGUACUGCAACCGAACAAAUUUCCUCUACUCUGGAGAACUACUGUUAAACAAGUGCAUAGUAUUUGAGUGGUGAAGAACUCUGGACAAUGACAAAAAUGAUGGGGAAAAGGUUCAAAAUCAUCCACCAGGAAAAGUGUAUUUAAGCUGAUAAAAAAGGCCACCUUCAAGGAAAAAUAUCUCCGAGCCUCUGCUGAUCCUAGGCUGUGACAUCUAUUGGCCACAGUCCAAGAACUUCAUCGGAACAAGAGAAAGAGAGAGAGAAAAGAGAUCCAAGUACAUGAUUUUUUUUUUCAGCCAGUCUGUUGAUGCUGUGAUUCUGCAGUUUAAAAGACAAGUCUUUUUAGGCUUGACUUCUUCCCUCCUGACUUGAUUCAGACAAAUAAGCCCUUUACACUAAUUUGUUCUGAAGGCAACAAAGUACCCCUCACCCACCCUAAGCUUCUGUAAGGAAUCUAGCUGUUGUUAUCAGACAAAGCACGGAUGAAGAAAGGUAAUUUACAUAGUUGGGUUAGUAUGAAUGAUCCUAAAAACAAGAAGAAAGCAUUCCUGAUCCUUCUGCAACUUUUGGACUCAGAGGCAACAGAGUUUCUGCAGUGAUGCAUAUUUUUCAGCAAAGUAAUCAUUACAUUAAUUAUGGAACUGUCUUUGCAUAAUCACUGGAACCGUAUCUGAAGUAUUACUUAGUCUGUAAUUUCAUGUUUGCAAGUGGCACAAAACAACGGUGCAUUUUUGGACUGUCUGUCAACAGAUACAGUGUUCCUUCAAAGUAUAACUUUUCUUUUUAUAAACUGUGAUUGAACUCAACACACAUCUCAAUGGAAGGAAACUAUGUCCUCGUAACCUGUAGUAUCAUACUUCUGGACCUGAUACUAAUUGCUGCAAGGUCUCAUGAGGCCAAAAUGACCCAGGCAGAAGGGCAAGUUGUUGCACGCAAUGGAAGCCAAGGACCUAGUACUGAGAAUAAUGCAAGUGGAACAGAAAGUUCAAUGCCUGCAGACUGGUGCCGGGGCUAUUUUGAUGUUAUGGGUCAGUGGGACCCCCCUUUCCAUUGUAAUUCUGAUAUAUACCUGUACUGCUGUGGCACUUGUGGCUAUCGCUUUUGCUGCAAGUUUAAGCAUGACCGUCUGGAUCAAAGUACAUGUUCCAACUAUGACACUCCAAACUGGGCAAGCACAGGCAGACCACCUGCUAGGGUGGAUGACACCCCUGAGGAUCCAACAAAGGAUAAAACUAACAUGAUUGUAUAUAUUAUCUGUGGAGUUGUGGCAGUGAUGGUACUUGUUGGAAUUUUUACUAAACUGGGACUGGAAAAGUCUCAGGGACCACAGACAGAAAUGAAUAUGUCAAGGACACUGACAGACCUCCUCAAACAGCCAGGACAUGGGGCAGUAGACCACAUUUCAGAUGGAGCUCUUCAGAUCCAGCUUGGUGAUGGUCUCUUGGCCAGGUCUACACGUAGCAGUAUAGAUCACACACAUCUGAACAAUGCAGGAGUCACAUCUCCCAUCCUCCCCCAGACUGGAAUGCCUCAUUCUCACAGUAAUAUCGCCCAGCUCACUCCUACGCUUUCUCUACAAGCACCAGAGUACACCAAGUAUAGUACCCUCAAGGCAGUAGCAGAAACUGUGACAGAUGAAUACUAUAAGAGAUUUCCAGUAAUGGAUAUGCCAGCUCCUGGUACACCUAACUUCAAAUCGAUUUCAGGACAUCCAAAGGACACGCCUCUGCCUGAUGGCUGCACCCUUGAGGUAACCACACCAAUCCAGAAAACAAAAGUGAUGAAGACAAAUACACACCAUUUUGCAAACUCUGGCUAUAAGGGUUGGGACACUGCCGUUCCCACUGCUCGACGACAGGCCUAUACCAACAAGCGGCAGUUCAGUAUCGAGCAGCUCCCAGAGCUGUUCAGCCAGCCAUUGCACUAUAACCAGCCUCAGCGUCACUUUUCUACCAACAGCAAGACAGAAGUCACAGUCUGAGAACAAAUAAAUGAUUUAACGAAAGAGGCUUUUCACUCUUUAAGUUGGCUUCAAGCAGUUCUUAUCAACCUGAAGAUAAAGAAAUGUGCCAGUUGAGGAAAUGGAUGAAAUAGAAAAAAUGGAAAUGAAUGUAUUAGUUGAUAUACUGGAUACUGUUAACAGUAAUACUGGUCCUUAUUUAAUGAACAUUAAAACGAAUCAGUGUUGUUGUUACUCUUUUAUCCUAGAGAAGAGUGAGAUGUAAAUUCUGUUGGUUCAAACCUAAAUGCCAGUAGAAACUGUUGACUUUUACUUCUGUGGUUUAAUGCGAUCCAUUUCUCUAUGAUUUGGCUUUUACAUCUUUGGCAUGAUGAGGUCCAUUUUUCUAAGACUUUAUUAAAUUAAUUUAGUAUUUCAUAACUGUUCAUCUUUUGCUUUCUGUGCUACACUUGGGGUACAAAAACGUUUCAGGCUGGAAUGUUUCUUUUGAUGUAAAAGAAAAGGAGAAGUUAUGCUAAGAUUAAAUCCAAAAACAGUUACUUUACUCCACUUAAGAUGACAUAGUAACUUGUUAUAUAUAACUACUUGUAUGACUCACGUUUCAUGAAGUGGUGUUUAACUGUGGGAGGACAGGCUUUUGAUACACUUUGUCCAGGUUUUGAUUUAAUUCUGCUAUGCAUUCUGGGCAGUUGCUGUUUAGUUAUACAUCUCUAUGUAGAAUGUGCCACUGGGAGAUCCUCUCUGAAUCACCCGUUGCGAUGCACUGAAUGUCUGGUUGAUUAUUUUUCUGCUAGAAGGGCUGCACUGUAGCAUUGCCAUUUGUUUAGUACCAUGAAUAUGACACAUACACCUUUAUGAUGUACUGAACACUGCAUUACACAUUGCAUGUGAUUUUAAUAAGUUUGUGUUUUGAAAUAACUUUUAUUUAAGUUUACACCAAUUACUCAUUAAAAAUUAAUCUGCAAUAAAUUAUAGACAUCACUGAAUCUUUUUUCAUUACAUCCAUUAUUCAGUCUAAUAUACACAAGCAUCAAAGCAAAAUAUGUAAAUUAUUAUUCAUGCUGCACUAGCAAUUAGUUUGUUAAGUGAUGUCAUAUAUGUAAUAAAUAAUUUACUAGGAUAAAAGUAUGAUGUCUGAUAUUAAUAUUCUUCUUUUCUAAAAAGGCUUCUAAGAGGUCGUCUUUUUGGCCCUAUCAAAAAGACUUUGAUAUGUCCACAUUAAUUUAUCCAACAAUUCCUUAAAAUGGUUAUCCAGCACUUGGAACACAGACAAUCAGGUGGCCAGGUCAGGUAUCACCCUGUCUUCCCCUAUGGUUAUGUAUACCCAAAACACUUUCCUGUUUCCCCUUGCUUUUAAUCCAUACAUUAAUUCUUUACCAAAUGCCAUAUUGCAUUGAUUUUCAAUAUGUACAUAAAACUACUCAGUACCCUGCUUUAAAGCUCUUCCAGAAAUGCCCUAGUCAUUCCAAAAGCCUUUGUCAAUAGUGAGACUUGAAUAGAGGGAUUAGGCCUCUGGCUUAAUACCAAAAAACAUAAGACCAUGCUUUUUCUGUUCAUGAUUAAAUCAUCCAGAAAGAUGCACAGAACCUAAUCACUUGAUAUGAAUAAUAUUCCUCUUGAAUUAGUUGCAGUAUUUGAACUGCUUGGAGUCACAGCUGUCUCUUCUCUAAGAUCAAACAAUACAUUACCAAAGUAGUUGACCAGUGCAGCUGCAUGUUUGGCAUUCCCUACUAAACAUGUCAUUACAUGACCCUUCCUUUACAUGCCUUAUAACCACUACAGUCUGCCUCCUACCCAGGCUUUUUAAUUACUCCAGCAUUCUGGCCACCCAUAACACCUCCCUUACAGUCAAACUCAAACAAGCUUACCAGUGAGUCACCAAAUGUAUCUCUUGUAAACUAUCAAAAAUGCAUCACUGCUUCUUCCAUAAGACAAACAGCUGGCCUGAACUCAAAAGGGUUGAUUUUUCUACCUCCAAGAAUAGUUCAUGCCAUACUCCAUCACUCAAAAAAUGCCCUUCUCUUAAUUAUCUUCUUAUAUUGUUCAUUCCCAAUCAUUCCCUUUGAUCCACCAGACAGUUUCUAACAAAACUUGUGAUGCUUCCACCACCGCCACCACCUACAACAACAGCAACAACUGGCAUAGUGAAUCCAAUUUCUCUACCAUUGUCUCAUUCCUAGAACUGUCUGAUCUUUGCCUUAAGAGAAGACUUGAGCUCCUAAGGAACCCUCAGAUCAUACAACAUAAGCACCUGAAUCUGUAAAUGUAACAGAUCAGUUGUAUAGGUAGUCCUUUCACAUCUUUUCCAUUCAAGAAAUGUUGCUUCUAUAGUAAGUCAAGUCCUCCAUCACCAUGGUUUGAAAUUUGCAUUCUGUUCUAUAUAUUACAUUUCUUGUAUAUGUUGUAAACUAUGAUAUUCUGCUGUCUUUUUCUGUCCUAUUGUUAUUGUGAUUUAUUUACCCAAUAUAAACAAAAUAUAAUGUAAUUUAUAUAAUGUGUUAUUUCUAUGAUAUUGUACUAGUUCCAGAGCUUUUCUCUCUGGGUCUCUGCUGAAAAUGGGCUAUGUUGAUUGAGACCCUCCUGGUUAGCAAUGUGAAGAAAUAAAGUUGUUGAAGACUAUGCAUGUGUGCACACAUAUAUACACAAACACACACUCAUGCACACACACACACACGCACACACACGCACACACAUGCACACACACACACACUUGUAUGACUAUUUACUCUAAAAGAACAAUUUUAGUUUGUUUACAGAUGUAACCAGCUAUGUCAUUUUGCUUUCUCUGUUGGCAAGCUACAUGUGACUUUUUAAGCUAUAAAAUUUGCUUGGCACAGCUAAAAUGUAUAUAGUAACAGAAAACAGCAGACAUCUCAUACUGUUGACCAGAAUCUCAACAGCUGUCUUUCUCAUAAUUAAAAGAUAUCAAGAGAGCGACUGUUUCAUAGCCUUCCUCUAGGUGUACUAGCAAUACAGCUAACAGGUCAAACACUGUUUUGCGAAUAAAUGUCUGUGCAUCUAUGGGCCUAUAUUCAAUUCAUACAACUUUCAUUUGUAUUUCUGAGUUACUCUAAAUAACUCACUUAAUUCACAUAUUCUCAUAAAGCACAUGUAGUUCAGCUUCUCUGCCUUUUUCCAUCCACAUUUUUCAAAACAAUGGAAGAUUAAUAUGUUUCCAAAGGCUAAAUGUCAUGGCCUGUAAACUAGCUUAAUGUUUUCUAUAGCUGAUGUUUGAGAUAUGAUGAAAGUAAAUUUAAUGUUCAUCUGGGGGAGGGUCUUUUGUAAUCUAACUUUCUGCUUUGGCUUGUGACUAUAAUCUAUUAUUACUGUUAAUUUGUUACCUUCUAAUAUUUCAAAGUUUAAGCCUGCAAGCUAUAAUACCAGCAAUAAAAAAGCAAAUAUUUCAGGUACUGUAUUCUCUCAAGCUUUGUCUAAAAAUCUGCAGAUUAUAGUUUAAUGAAUGUAUUUGACUGCAAGCAGAUUGAAAUUAAAAUGAAUAAUCCAAAUUAAAUGUUAUAUUUUACAAAAUUAAAUUUUGAAGUGUCUUUACCAGAAUGAAUUGUAUGACCCAGUAUUGCUAUUUGUAUCUGAGCUAUAAAAAAGAACAUUUGGCCAUAACAUUUCUUCAUGUCGAACAGCAUGAGUGUAACCAGUAUUUUGUAAUGUGUAGAUAAAUAUUUAAUCUCAUUCUGUAGGAGUCUUGCCACUGUUAAAUAAACUUGUUACUUUAUACUUUUCA